Camelina sativa (false flax) is the source of this 813-nucleotide messenger RNA. NCBI's taxonomy places the organism in Eukaryota, Viridiplantae, Streptophyta, Magnoliopsida, Brassicales, Brassicaceae. The record is from RefSeq and is a predicted model, not a curated record.
GAUCCUUCAACAUUAAUUAUAAACCCGAAUGUUCGCAAACGAGAACAUUAUUUACAUAAACAAAAUUCAUAUUUACACGUACAUAAUAUUACUAGUACUAUUAUAUAUAGCAAACUAAGCCACCAAAGCCAUUAAAAUCUCACUCUCUCUCAUCAAAAUUAUAUAGUUUCUUCUCCUUUUUAUGCUUUAAGUUUGAGCUACGUUUCUUCUCAAAUAUGGGUUUCUCGGACGCCGGAAUUUAUCUCUCCGAUCAAAAUAAUCUCUGCGAGACGGAGCUAGGGUUCCUUCGUGAACCCUCAUUAGGUUUUUCAGACCUGAGCGUUCACACAACAUCACCACAACACGAGUUCCACACUAUUUCUCCUAUAUAUCAAGAAUUACAAGAUCAAGAUCAAGAUCUUGAAACUAAAUCGAAAGAAGCAAGUAAUUGCUCACGCAAAGGAGUAAACUUCAAGAACGAAGAAGAAGAAGAAGAUUAUUGUAAGACUCCGACUCGUCUCGACCAGAUUUUACCGUCGAAUCCAAACAUUUGUCCACCGGCGCCGAGGAAACCUAAAAGAGCACCGUCGAGAAGCCUUAAGGUCAGGAAUUCUUAUAAAAGCAAGAGAAUGAUCAUUCUAAAUGUUUCUAGAGAGAUUGAAUGUCUCUUCAAUCCAGCUUCUCUAUGUAAUAAAAUUAAGAAAGCAAGACAUAUCUGAUCGAUGUUUUCAUAUGUAUGUAUAACAUAGCUACCUAAUAACGAAAUUGUGUAAUACACUACGAGUUACAUAAUGUAUUGAGAUACCUAUAAACUUUUUAUCUUUCCUAUGUUAC